This is a messenger RNA of Saccostrea cuccullata (small rock oyster), 3201 nucleotides long. RefSeq lists its product as uncharacterized. Bases 1 to 3201 code for a protein of 1066 amino acids. The transcript has a single exon. Gene Ontology annotation, molecular function: protein binding. NCBI's taxonomy places the organism in Eukaryota, Metazoa, Mollusca, Bivalvia, Ostreida, Ostreidae. The record is from RefSeq and is a predicted model, not a curated record.
AUGAAUUUAUUUAAUAUCUUAAACUUUUUAUCUUCAGAUCUGCACAACUUGGACCUCAAGAAAUGGGAAGAGGAAGACACUUUUUAUCAGGAAACCCACAGCUUCCCUUCAAUGAUGCAAAAAGUGAGAGACCAACCAUAUGUAAUAUUUGUUGGAGUCCCAGGGUCAGGCAAAUCGGCUACAGCUCGUCACAUUGCACUAAAGCUCAAAAGUGAAAAUUACCAGGUUUUGCCCAUCAAUGACAUCAGAAAGAUAGAGGAUUAUUGUGAUACCAAUAAUCCACAGGUUUUUGUUAUGGAAGACGCUUUGGGUGUAUAUGGCCUUCAACAGUCGGAAUUGAAUAUCAUUCUCCGAUAUAAAGACAGAAUAAUUACACCAAUUAAUGAAAAUUCCAAAUUGCUGCUGACAUGUAGAGAGAUUGUAUUUAAUGAGGUUUUAUGUCACAAUGUCUUUUUAGCUGAAGACAACAAUGUCAUUAAGCUGUGCAAUUCUGAGCAUGAUUUAAAUGACCAUGACAAGAAACUAAUCUUAAAGAAAUAUGGAUUAGAUGAAGAUUUAAUGACCAGUUCAGAGCUUAGGUCUGCAUCUCCAAUGUUCCCUCUUCUUUGUAAAUUGUUUGUGAAAGACCAAAAAUUCAGAUCUCUGGGUUCAAAGUUUUUCAAGAUGCCUGUUCAGUGCUUCCUCGAUGAAUUGGAUAACAUGAGAUCAGAGAACAAAAUAAAUUAUGCAACACUUAUCAUAUGCAUGAUGAAUGGAGAUAUGCUCUCAAAAGAAAUUCUAAGGGACAAAAACAAUGCUCAAUUUAUGGAAAUGAAAAAAUUUGUGCUAGAAAGUUGUAAGGUAGAAAGUCACACAGAUACAUUCAAGUUUAUGGAUGCAUUGUCUGCAAUGAAAGGUACUUACACAAAAGAGAGUGGUGCAGAGUACUCAUUUAUUCAUGAUUACAUUUAUGAAAUCUGUGCAUUUCAUUAUGGUCAACAGUUUCUGGACCAAAUUUUACGUUAUAUGGACAGUUGUUACAUAGCAAACUAUGUAAUAGCAAAGAAUGUUAAAGCAAGUACAAGAAAUGCAGGUGAGGAUACCUAUGAUUUGUAUCUGAGGUUAAAUGAAGAUCAGUAUCCUAUGUUUGCAGAGAGGCUCUACAGAGACAUACAGGAACUGAAGCUGUACGAUGUCUUCAUGAACGAUUCUUUGAAACAUCCACAAGUAAUAAAGGCAUUCAUUGAUGUAUUGCAAAAAAAACCUUACUCUGAUAUCAAAUCUUUAUUCCUCUCGAAACAAGAAAGUGGCCUACACUUAGUACGUCAAGGGUAUCAUUUGAUAACAGAAAGUCAGAAGCAGUCAAAUGUGAGGAGUGAACUGAAAAGACUUGAGGUUUUGAUGGAUGAGAACUUGCAUUAUAAAACAAACAUGAUCAGUAUAAGAGUUAUCAGUUGGGUUAUUAUGUAUGGACAUUGUCAGAUCUUGCAGCAAAUUGUACAGCAAACAGAAAAUCAUGGUGAAACUAAAAGAGAACUAUUUAUGGAAAAUCAAGAUUCUAGACAUCCACAUUAUGAAAACAUAAUCAGUGAAAUGAAACAAAGGUCAAAUACUACAGAUUUAUCAAUGUAUUGCAAGUAUAUAGAGCAGACCAGGUUACUUGUAUUGGCUUGUUACAGUGGUGAUGUGGACACUGUGAAGACAAUUCUUCCUCACAUGGAUAGGGAGUCCAUAGACAGUAUAUGCCUGAGUAAUAUUCAUACACCACUGAUAGUUGCUUGUCAAAGUGGAGUUGUACAAGUUGUGGAAGAGCUUAUUAAUGCUGGAGCACAUGUCGAACAGCAAGAUUUACAAGGGAAUACACCACUGGUAACUGCAUGUAAAUGUGGACAUGAGGAUGUGAUGGAAAAACUACUCAGUGUAGGGGCAGAUAUUAAUCAUCCUGAUGGAAGAGGAAGAAGACCACUUGUAGUUGCUUGUCAGGAUGGACACUUGAUGAUGGUUAAGAAGCUUGUCAACUUAAAUGCUGAUGUAAAUUUAAAAUAUGGAGAUAGGAAUCCAUUAUUGGUAUGCUGUAAUGAAUUUGUAAAGGAAAUGGUGACUUUUAAAAAUGAACAAUGGCUAUGGAAGACGACCCCAAUGCAGGAAAAUGAUAGAUACACACCAUUGGUAGCAGCGUCUGAAGGUGGGUACUUGAGUUUGGUGAAUGUCUUGGUGAAAGCUGGCGGUGAGGUCAAUUUACAAGAUGGAGCGGGGAAUACACCAUUGGUGACUGCCUGCAAAAAUGGUCAUCUGAGUGUUGUGGAAGAGCUCGUGAAGUUGGGUGCUGAUGUCAAUCUGAGUGAUGGGAUGGGAGAUAUAGCAUUAGUAUCAGCAUGCAAUGAUGGAAAUCUGAAAAUGUGUAAUUUGUUACUGAACAUUGGAGCUGAUGUCAAUAAAAAAAAUAAGCGGAUGAAAACACCACUGGUAGCUGCGUUAGAACAAAAUUCUCAGUCAUGGGUACAGAGUUUGAUGAAACAUCUUCAUUUUGGUGGACUGGUCAACCUCCAUGCAACAGUACUGCAUUUUGCAUACAAAAUAAACAGACAAGAUUUAGUGAAUGCAUUGUUGAAAUUUGAGGACAGAAUUGAUUUAAAUUUAAACCUAUUUAACACUCUGGUUUUCAUUAGACAUGCCAGUGUAAAAAUGGAUAGCAAAGAUGAUGUUGUAAUCUCAAAGAGGAAUGCCUGGUGGAUGGUAACAAAAUUAUGGACAUUAAUCAGAACAUUGGACAGUGAUGGACUCAGUAAUCUUUUGCAGGGUGGUCUGGAUGUAAAUCUGCAGAUACAUGAUGACAAGAACAGCUAUAUUGAAGCAAGACCAUUGCUGCACAUACUCCUGAAUGAGAGAGGCUUAUUAAUUGUUGAAAGAGUAGAGAAAGUAAGGAUCCUACUCCAGGCAGGGGCAGAUGUGAAUGUAAGGGCAAUUUUUCGAGAAGAUGACAAUAUCAUUUUUUCAACAACAUUUGAUAUAUUCUUCAGAUGGCACAGCAAGCAAAAGAAUUACCCUUAUUAUAAAUUAGACUGGAAAAGUGGUGUUUCUGCUUUAAGGAGAUCAGGAAGAAUCUUUAAUGAGUACAGCAAUUUCGCAGAUGAAUUUGGCCACCUUUUCUUUGAAAAAAGAGAUGAGUACAAGAGCAUAAUUCAUGAAAUUAAGAAGCAUGUUAGAAGAUACUCUAUAUAA